CUCCCGCGGGUGGAGGACGGGCAGCAAAGAGACUCAUGGCCCUGUCCCAGUGGCGCUCUGCUCGGUCACCCACCCGUGGUCCAUGCUGAAGCCCCGCGCCCGCUGGCUCGCGCCAUCCAGGCCGCCCUAGAAACGCACCAAGUCAACGCACUGAAUCAAGGCCGAGGCUAGCGCCUUCUCUUGGAGCUCAUAGAUCCGGGCCUGAAGCACUCUGUGGCUCAACAAUUCAUCCAUUAACCACUCCAGAAUCGGGCCGGGGGCCACUGACCAGAGGGGCAGGAAGUUCGGGGCCUCAGCGCUGACAGUCGGGCCCUAGACUCCAAGGGAAAGCAUUUUUAAUACAAAGUAAUUUCAAGAGUGGCAGGGUUAAUAAUCGGAGAUAAAAGCAAAGAAGAGCGUUUAAGAGUUCGAACAGGAGCUGUGCUUCAAAGGAGGCAAGCAAAGAAGUCUACAGGACUGAGGAGCAAGAAAAAGCCUUUGACAGUCUUUGCCCAAAGGUCAUUUGGAAUUUACAGGAACCAAAAGCCUAAAAGUUCAGGGGGAGGUGAAGACAAGGUCUUGCUCUUCUUGCUCCUGAAGCAUGAAGGUUCAGCUCCAUGGAGAAAUCAUGGCAAAUACUGAUGUCACAACAAGCCUCUGAUCCCUAGCAGAUAUGAUGAAAAUUAUGGAAUCUAAGAGACCUGUUUCACUGGGUGGAGAUACACGGGGAUCCAGUAAAGAUGUCCUACCAAAAUCAGCAACAGUGCAAACAGCCUUGCCAGCUAUCUUCCUCUUGGUCACAGCCUUACCAGCCUAAGUGCCCAGAGCCAUGUGCUCCCAAAUUCUCAGAGCCAUGCCUUCUGAGGUACCCUGAGCAAUGCCCUCCUAGAUGCCCAGAGCCAUGCCCUCCUAAUUGCCUAGAGUCAUAUUCUCCUAAGUGCCCAGAGCCAUGUCCUCCUAGCUAUCUAGAGGUAUGCCCUCCUAGAUGCCCUGAGCCAUGCCCUCCUAGAUGCCCUGAACCAUGCCCUCCUAGGUACCCUGAACAAUGCCCUCCUAGGUGCCCUGAGCCAUGCCUUCCUAGGUGCCCUGAGCCAUGUCCUCCUAGGUGCCCUGAGCCAUGCCCUCCUAGGUGCCCUGAGCCAUGCCCUCCUAGGUGCCCUGAGCCAUGCCCUCCUAGGUGCCCUGAGCCAUGCCCUCCUAGGUGCCCUGAGCCAUGCCCUCCUAGGUGCUCUGAACCAUGCCCUCCUCAGUCCUUAGAGCCAUGUCCCCCUAGGUGCCCUGAGCUAUGUCCUCCUAGGUGCCCAGAACCAUACCCUCCUAGGUGCCUAGAACCAUCCCCUCCUAGGUGCCCAGAACCCUGCCCUCCUCAGUGCCUGGAGCUAUGCCCUCCUCGGUGCCCUGAACCAUAUCCUCCUAGGUACCUACAGCCAAGCCCUCCUAGGUGCCUAGAACAGUGUCCUCCUAGAUGCCCUGAGCCAUGUCCUCCUAGGUAUACUGAGGCAUGCCCUCCUCGGUGUUCUGAACCACACCCUCCUAGGUGUCUCGAGCCCUACCCUCCUAGGUGCCCUGAGCCAUGCCCUCUUAGGUGCCUUGAAUUAUGCCCUCCUAGGUGCCCAGAGCCAUGCCCUCCUAGGUACCCUGAAUCAUAUACUCCUAGGUACCCAGAGUCAUGCUCUCCUGUGUGCCUUGAACAAUGCCCUCCUAGGAGCCUAGAACCAUGCCCUCCUAGGUGUCUAGAACCAUGCCCUCCUAGGUGCUCAGAGCAAUAUCCUCCUCGGUGCUCAGAGCCAUGCCCUCCUAGGUGCUCAGAGCCAUGCCCUCCUAGGUGCUCAGAGACAUGUCCUCCUCGGUGCUCAGAGCCAUGUCCUCCUCGGUGCUCAGAGCCAUACCCUCCUAGGUGCCUAGAACCAUGCCCUCCUUGGUGCCCUGAAACAUACACUUCUAGAUGCUCAGAGCCAUGCCCUCCUAGGUGCCUUGAACCAUGCCCUCCUAGGUGCCUAGAGCCAUGCCCUCCUAGGUACACUGAACCAUACCCUCCUAGGUACCCUGAGCCAUGCCCACCACAGCAUUGCCAGCAGAAAUAUCCCCUAUGCCCUUCACUCUGCCAGCAACAAUGUUCACUCAAAAGGAAGUAGCAGUGCAAGAUGCUAGCAGAACCAUGAAACUAGGAAUUCGCGCAUCCCUGUGGAGAUUAGGGCUCCCUCACUCUCUCUUUCUGCUCCUCCAUAUGUCUCUACCCUUCAUCUGCCCUGGAUGGAAUGAAAUCCCUGAGAGAAACAUCUUUGUUCCUGGAGUUGCAGUACUUUCAGAAAGAAGAUCUCUAACUAAUUCUCAUCUCCCAUCUGUGUUUCCAUACCUCCUGGAUGAAAGACAGCAAGCAGUGAAAGCACUAACCUACUCCUUGCCAGGCUUCCUGGAACCUCAAUGGAAGAACGCACCUGAGAGACCAGACUCCCUGGUUCCCUGUUCACUAUGUGAAUUUUCCUCUGUGCUAUUGAGUGGUGACUUCCAUCCCCCUGGGAUAUCGUUCCACUACUUUCCACCACUCCGAAUAAAGCCUCUGUUUCAUGGUGA
Molecule: messenger RNA, 2553 nt
Organism: Sarcophilus harrisii (Tasmanian devil)
Lineage: Eukaryota; Metazoa; Chordata; Mammalia; Dasyuromorphia; Dasyuridae
Product: keratinocyte proline-rich protein-like
Exons: 4
Coding region: 720-2114 (464 amino acids)
Source: RefSeq, a predicted model, not a curated record